This is a messenger RNA of Pimephales promelas (fathead minnow), 1656 nucleotides long. It is a transcript of the gene ino80b, whose product is annotated as INO80 complex subunit B. Gene Ontology annotation, biological process: chromatin remodeling. The record is from RefSeq and is a predicted model, not a curated record. Gene Ontology annotation, cellular component: Ino80 complex. Lineage: Eukaryota; Metazoa; Chordata; Actinopteri; Cypriniformes; Leuciscidae.
CUACAUUACCCACAAUGCUUUGGCUGUAGGAAGCACAUUUCAUUUGUAAACACAAUGCUAGAAUGCUAAGAGAGUUUGCGCAUGAAUUAGUAAAUUUGCGUUAAUCUGAUGGAUAAAUAGACCCAUAAAUGUGUUCAGUAUGAUUAUUGUGGUGAUUAAUUAAGGUCAAACUCACUUUACGUGUCCAUGGGGAAAAGAAAAGACAUGAUUCACCCCAGAUUUCUCGCUGGAAACGGGGAUGAUUAUAACCUCCACAAGAAGAAACACAAAAAGCACAAGAAACACAAGAAGAAGCACCACCGGGACGAUGGACACAGUUUCUCCUCUGAAGCUCUGGAGUCGGACUCCGGGAUGCUGGUGCUCAAACCUCCUCAACUCAAACUCAAGAUCAAGCUUGGGGGUCAAACUCUAGGCACCAAGAGUGUGCCCACGUUUACCGUGAUCCCGGACUCUCUGCGCUCGGUGCCGUCUCUGAACGUCGAGACUGAUGAUGAUGGCGACGACGAUGAUGAUGACGAAGAUGACGACUCUGAUGAUGAAGUGCCGUCAGAGGGAGUUCCUAUCGAGCAGUACAGAGCCUGGCUGGAUGAGGACAGUAACCUGGACCCGUGUCCCCUGCCCGACAUGGACACGGACUCGCUGCUGGGACGGCCGAUGGACGAGGAGGAGCGAUGGCUGGACGCGCUGGAGAAAGGAGAGCUGGAUGAUAACGGAGAGCUGAAGAAAGAGAUCGAUGAGUCUCUGCUCACGGCCAGACAGAAAGCCCUCUUACACAAGCAGCAGAUCCAGCCGUUGCUGGAGCUCCCCAUGGGAUACAAAGAGAAGGAGCUGACGGCCGAGAUGAUGCAGAAACGUGAGGAACGCGCUCGCAAAAGACGUCUUCAGGCGGCCAAGAAAGCGGAGGAGAACAAGAACCAGACCAUCGAGAGACUGACCAAGACCAGCAAGGCCAAGAUCAAGAGCAUGAGGGAGCGCAAGUCCAAGCAGGCCCAGGUGCCCAUGGUGAGGUACACCAGUAACGCUCAGGGCGCCGGCGUCUCCUAUCCCGCCGGGAUCCCCGUCCCGACUCCUUCGGCGCCGCCAGCGCCGCCUCCUGUCCCGGCGAGCUGCGGGGUGUCGGGAUGCUCCAACCUGAGGAGAUACUCCUGUUCGCAGACCGGGACGGCCUUGUGCAGCCUGGAGUGCUACAGGAAAAACCUCGUUCUGCUGCAGGGCGUCGCUUAAACCAGCACUCGCCAGGUCCGUACAAUCAUGCUGAACUAUUGUUUGAAUAAAAUCAUGCUGAACUUGUUUUUAUGUUGUGCAUUCAAACCCAAAUUCAAGAAACGGUAACAUUUUACGGUCAACAACUUUUUACUGCAAUUGUUAAUUUAUAAAUAUUCUUUUGUUUUUUGUUAUUCAUAAUAGAUGCUUAAAAUGUAUUGGCAUAUAUAGAAAUGAACAUUUUCUUUGUAAAUUUCGAAUGCAAAUUUAAAGUGUUACCCAAAUUUCUUCUGUUUUUUACUUUUAUUUUCAUUUACUUUAAUAAUUACAAACGAUUUUAAGAGAAAUUCAUAAAUCAUGAGAAUGAAAUUAUGUAAAAAGUUGAUAAAGCCACUAGAGCCCGACCGAUAAAGGAUUUUGAAGUCCGAUACCGAUACAAAUAUUUAUUGGUUU